AUGAUAUUGGCAAGGAAGCGUAUUAUAAUUGAGAAGCACGUGGAUAUAGCGGAUAUAGGAGAGAAUGUGAUUACAGCGGAAGUUUGCAUAUGGAAUCACACUGAUGAAUGCAUUAGCAAUUUCACAGUAGAAAUGAGAACUUGUAACGGUCACCUACUAUACAGAUUUCUAUGGGACUAUGAUCAUUACUAUGAUUUUGAUCAUGACUACAACUUUUACUAUAACACUUUUGUUUGUUUUGCUUGCCAGUCAUCCGAGUUUGUUUACUCUGCUGGAAACGUGACAGAUAGGUUCCUAAACUUGUCAUAUCCUAGUGUCCAGUUUGGAUGGUUAGACGCUCAUCAAAAUGGGAAACAGUAUGUGCUACCUGCCUUUGACGAUGUUAAUGAGGUUUUCGAAGAAUGUAUCGAGAGAAUAUUUCUAGAUAUACCAGAGAACAUUCCUGUCAAGUAUGCAGUUUGCUACGUUUACAAACGCAACUUAGAUUAUGAUUAUUACGAUAACUACAUUGAUUUGGAAUAUAAGUAUGAAAAUUAUUGUACUCGUUACGUUUAUGCAAGAAAAUGUGAUGGGAAAAUCCAGUUUGAUGUAUCAUUUUUUCCCUUUUAUGGUCAUUUGUGUCUCAUUCAUUACAACAAUGUGAAAGUAAUACCAGAAAUAAACCACAGAGAAGACAUAGUCAGCGAUGAUACAAUUAUAUAUAGACCAUACAUUCAAUUCAGAUGUUCAUUUGUGAUUACUGGAGACACUGCAUACAAAGUGACAUGGUAUAUCAAUGGAACACUAUGGAGUGAGACAGGUUUUUCAUCUAAUCCGGAUGAUCUUGUAUUAAGCGGAGAUUCUUUAAAUAAAUUACGACUUGGAUAUGAGGUGAAAUGCGGUGUCAUUGCAGCUGGGACAACAGAUGAAAAAUUAAGCAAUAAUUUUUUCGCAGGUUGGAAGAUUUCAGACACAUCCAGAAGACUUCCAAAGAAUGGAUAUGCUAUCGUUGAAGUUGAACAGACAGUGCCUUUAGGUUGUACAUACAUCAAUACUGGAGAAGAAGUGUGCGAGGAAACGCUUUCGAUUUCAGACGUUAACCGUGAAAUUGAUGCAUGCAAGGCUGGAAUACACGUGAUGAACGCUGAUAAUAACAGUACAUCUUCUCACAAAAUAAAGAGUUUGAUGGUAGGUGAUGUUUGGAACUCCAGCAUCAAGUAUAGAUUUAGAUUAACUACAAUAGAUCAUGAUUACGAUGACAAAUUGAACUUUGACAUGGAGUUGCUUGUAACUAAGUCUGAACUGACAGAAGUAGUAAAUACUGAGCGCAUUAGAAUCAUUGCGGUUGAAGUGACACACUCGGCAAUACACAGAUACAAACGAUGCUACUCGCAUGCUGAUCCACACGUGCGAACCGCCGACGGAAGGUAUUUCGGGCAACAAUUGGUCGGUGAUCACAUGUUUUAUAGAAACAAAGCAUAUCAGACAGAGGUUCAUGAAUAUGCCAGAUACUGUAAUAAUAAUGGCGGAGCAGUGUGUGCUUGUGGUGUAGCCAUCAGGUCAGGGGCCGAUGUCUUUGUAAUUAACAGAUGUGGCAACUACACGAUAUUAGACUUCUUACAAUGUAAUGAUGGAGGAAUCAUUGAUGUUCAGCGAAUCCAUGAUUAUCGUUACAAGGUAAUAACACCAAUAGGAACUGUGAUCAUUGUAAAUCUUCACUCCUGGGGACGGACGAUGGAUAUUGAUAUUUACUUAUCUGCCAAAGAUUUCCACAACACUGACGGACUUUGUGGAUAUUUUGAUGGAGAUAGAAACAAUGACUUUAGACACAGAAAUGGCUCCCAAUCGUCCACAUCACAUGACUAUUAUGGUUAUACUGACUUUAUAAAAAGUUGGAGAUUACUAGAUGAGGAAAACUUCUUACAUAAUGAAAGCCGUGUCUUAGAGAAAUGGAAUGUUAACAAUGGAGCAUCCAUGGAUGAAGCUUGUUCGAACGGUAACUCGAUAUCUAAGAAUAAAUGUCAAUUUGGCGGAGAGAAGAGAAAACGGCGAGAUGUCGUCACAAGAAUUGGAAAAGAAAUAAAGUCAAAUAUUAAUAACAUGAGAGAAAAGAGAAGUACUGGAGGGGACAUUUCAGACGAUAAAGCUCGUGAAAAAUGUAACAACUCUAUAACUGGAGCCCCAUCCGUCAAAGAAUUCUCGGACCAGCUUGGAGAUGAAGACACAAACAUUGUAUUUGACCAAUGCGUGUAUGACAUUAUUCAUGGUAACAGUACAGUAUGGGCGUCAGCACAUGUCGAUGCUCUCAAUAGUAUAGCAUCAACAGUGAUCAGUCUGAGUCCUGAUUUUGCUGCCAACAAUUCUGAAACAGUAAAAGCAUUCCUGUCACAGACAUGUACAAAUAACUGUAGUGGACAUGGAGUAUGCUCCGAUUCAGGAUUGUGCAGUUGUGAAGAUGUUUUCCGUGGACCUGACUGUAGUAUAGAUUUGAGAAUUCCACCAAUUAUCUAUGACAUAAAUGACGGUGGUUUAUGUGAUACAGCUGAUGGGAAUGAAUGUGAUUGUUUUGUUAUACGAACUGAUAACAUAUUUGAUGGCUUCAAAUACGAAAUAACAACUUUUGAGAUGUUGUUCGAUGGCACAAAAACACAGGUAGGUAAGUCUACUAAUGUUGGCAAAUAUGAAGAUAUAUUUACCGGGGAGUGCUGCGUACCUCACCAGCGUUCCAAACGUUCAACGGAGGAUUCCCAACCUUCUGUACUUGUGUUUGACUUUGUUAUAAGUAACGACGGAGAGAACUUCGGACAAAGCAAGUCCGUAUAUGUUUAUGAUUCCACGUGUUUGAAUUACGUCAUCACCGAUGAUGGGGAGAUCGUAGUCAUUAAUCUUGAGGAAAAUUUCUGUUACAUCGGUGGAUCUUGUAUUACGGGAGAUAGCACCCUACAAACUUCAUCGGACUGCUUUGUGUGCGACUCCCAGACAAACCCAUACAGCUGGACUAAAGUUUCCUGUAAUGAUGACGACAUCGGUUUAUCGUCUGCUGCACUUAUCGGCAUCAUAGUUGGUUCAGUCUUGGUUGGUAUCAUAGCAACCGUUGCCGUGGUUUACGUACGAUGUUACAAAGUUACGAAGAAUCGACGGACUGUGGGUGAUAUGAAUUCAAGUCAGACGUACUUAUCAGCGGGCCCGGCACGAGAAACAUGGGGUGACAAACAUUAAAAUAUGAAAGAAAAUGUUGCUGGAUAUGUCGUACAACGUUAGUGAAUGGAAAUUAAAAUGCUGCUCUUUCUUAAUUUUUCGAUGCGUGUGUGAUAACUGUAUACAGACACUAAUUUUAACUUAAACGUAUUGUAUUAUGAACAUUUUCACUAUUCAGAUUUGUAAUAUAUUUGAUCACAGAGAUUUUUAAAGUAAUUGUGAUGAAUGAUG
This is a messenger RNA of Ruditapes philippinarum (Manila clam), 3408 nucleotides long. RefSeq names its product von Willebrand factor D and EGF domain-containing protein-like. The transcript has 22 exons. Bases 1 to 3198 code for a protein of 1065 amino acids. Lineage: Eukaryota; Metazoa; Mollusca; Bivalvia; Venerida; Veneridae. The record is from RefSeq and is a predicted model, not a curated record.